GGGAGGCCGGCUCGCUGGACGUGUCCGGGGCGCGGCGGCUCUCCGAACCUCGAGCACUGUGAUGGGCGGCGGCCAGGAGGCCAGGUGCCCAUGGCGUCGGAGCGGCGCAGGGUCAGGCACCGCUGGAGCAGCCCUGCGGAAGGGCGUCCCCGCAAGCGCAGCUGCCUCCGGGGCUCCGGUGAUGUGGCCGCCUCCAGCCGGCAGCCUCCUGGCUCUGCGGCGCGCCCCCGAGCGGCCCGCAGCCCCGCGCGCCUGAACGCCCGGGACGACGACGAUGUGGCCUGCGCACCCAGGCCGCCUCGGAGUUCCUCGCGCCGCAGAAAUUCCUCCUCCUCCUCCUCGUCCUCCUCCGCCUCUUCCUGCUCCUCCGGGGCAGGCGUGCGCGGGGCCGCCCAGCGAGGCUCCCUGAGUCGGGGCGCUCGGGGGUGUCCUUCGGCCAAGCCCUCGCUGGAAGAAAUGGCUUCUCUCGAGGAGGACGCCUGCAGCCUUAAGGUUGAUUCCAAAGAUAGUUCUCGUAACUCCAGCAACUCUGAGUUUGCAGUUGAAGCUGAGGGUCAGAAUGAUGUGACAGAGCCAGACAAGGUCCAGAAGAGGAAAAGGGAGAGGCUUCGAGACCAGGGUUCCACUGUCAUCUACCUGAAGGCCAUCCAGGGCAUCCUGGGGACAUCAAUGCCCAAAAGGAAGGGAGAGGCUGCUGCCCCCAGGGUGAAGCCAUGUCUGGGAGAGCAUCCCAGUGGAGAAGGACCAGGACCAGCCCGCAGUGUCACCGUUGCUGCUCCCCGGCAGGAGAGAGCACCGUCCCCACAGGUCAGGGUGGAAGAGGAAAGGCCUGUGCUAGACAAGGGCCACUUCUGUGACAGGAGAGUGGUUAUAGACCCUCAGGAGAAACCCAGUGUGGAGCCACUUGGGGGCCGAAGGACAGGCAUUGACAAACCUGCUCUACCCCCAGAGUUUGUGGAUGAUGCUGACUCCCACCUAGAAAUCCAAAAACAUAAAGACAGGGAGGUGGUGCUGGAGCACCCCUCUUCAGGAAGUGACUGGUCUGAUGUGGACGAGGUCUCCACAGUCAGAUUCUCUCAGGAAGAGACCGUCUCGCUGAAAUACUCAGCAGUUCCAGAGCCUUCUUCCUUCCCCACUGACUAUGUCAUGUACCCUCCUCAUUUGUAUAGUAGUCCUUGGUGUGACUAUGCCAGCUACUGGAGCAGCAGCUCCAAGACUCCGGGGUACCCCUCUGUUUGCGGCAGCAGCAGCCAUGAUACAGCGCAGGCUGGGAAGAGCAGCCGCAGCCUCCAGUGUGACUAUUCCCCCAGCCCCGUAGUGGAUGCCCAGAACAUCUCCAGUGACCUGAAGGCUGCAGAUGAAGGCAGAUCAAAGAAUUCUCGUGCAUUUCAUUUCUCCAGAAACUCCAGAGAAGAGAUGAAGGAGAAAAGAACAUUCCGAGAGGAGACACCACCUCGUUCUGGUGGAGGACAGGUGGACAGGAGCACAUCUGCCUUCCUGCCGAGGAGCCACCGGGAACUAGGCCUGGAGGAGGGCUUCAUUGAUACCCACUGCCACUUGGACAUGCUCUACUCCAAGCUGUCUUUCAAAGGGACCUUCACAAAGUUCAGGAGAAUGUAUAGCAGCUCCUUCCCUAAGGAGUUUCAGGGCUGCAUCUCAGACUUCUGUGAUCCUCGGACACUGACGGAUUGCCUGUGGGAGGAGCUAUUGAAGGAGGAUCAGGUUUGGGGGGCCUUUGGCUGUCACCCUCAUUUUGCACGGUACUAUAAUGAGAGUCAAGAACGAAAUCUUUUGCAAGCCUUAAGGCACCCCAAGGCUGUGGCAUUUGGAGAAAUGGGCCUGGAUUACUCUUACAAGUGCACCACGCCUGUCCCAGAGCAGCACAAGGUAUUUGAGAGACAGCUGCAGCUGGCUGUGUCUCUAAAGAAGCCCUUGGUCAUCCAUUGCCGAGAAGCUGAUGAAGAUCUGCUGGACAUCAUGAAAAAAUUUGUGCCCUUCGACUACAAGAUCCACAGGCACUGCUUCACCGGCAGCUACCCAGCCAUUGAGCCCCUGUUGAAGUACUUCCCCAACAUGUCUGUGGGCUUCACUGCCGUGCUGACUUACUCUUCUGCCUGGGAGGCCCGGGACGCUCUGAAACAGAUCCCUCUGGAGAGAAUCAUUGUGGAGACUGAUGCUCCCUACUUCCUCCCACGCCAGGUUCCCAAAAGCCUUUGCCAGUAUGCCCACCCUGGCCUGGCCUUGCACACGGUUCGAGAGAUUGCCAGAGUCAAAGAGGAGCCUCUGUCCCACACCUUGGCUGCUCUGCGUGAGAACACCAGUCGCCUCUACAGUCUGUAAGCCUGAAGACGCAGCAGGAGCCUUGGAAAAGGGUGACCAGCAGCCUGAUGGAACAUAGGCUGGGUCUGAGCUUUGCCUGUGUCUCAGGUCAAGGAUGUGACUGCAGAGCCCAUGGAUAGAGAAAACCAGAACUGGACCUUGUCCUUGGAACUCCGUGCUAAGGCUUCAGCUCCUUGCCUGUGGGUGGGUGGGGUAUGGGUGAGAGGGCUAAGGGGUUGCCCAGAAUGGCAUCUGGCUUUUUGCCUCUUGGUUUGACUGUCCCAGGGCAGUCCCUGGGCAAAUGCCAUGUGAGGGUAUGUGUCUGUCAAUACAUAUCCCUGUUCUUUGCAGCCAGUGGUUUUGAGCAGUCUGUGAAUAAAGUCAGUCUCCUCAUCUGAGCAUUGUGGGUUUGUAACUCGGAUCCUGCUUCUUGGUUAUAGAAGCAAACUCACAAGUGGGGAGUUGGGAAUGUUCACUAAAGAAACCACCCCUCCUUCCUUAGUACCUUCCAUAUGCUGUCAUUGCCACCGCUGUUGGAGUGGAGGUGUGCAGAGGGCGCUCGGUGUCCAUGGAGAAUCCUGGGCAGAUGGGCUCUGGGGGAAGAACCUUCUUGGGGAUGAGGAACCUGUGGGAGGUGGUGCCUGCUUACUGAGGCUGCCAGGGUUGUUUCCAGGGUGUUAAUUGGUAAGGGUUCAGUGUGCAGCAGAAGUACUUGCUGAUUUGUGAUAUCAUCCUCCAUUUUUGCCACGUUCUCCUGGAACACUGCACCAAAACCAAUCCCUCGUAUUAAGCCUACAUGACUGACUCUAGUGUGCCCUGCCUGUGUCGGCAGCAGAACUCAUUCUUCAAGGCUCCCAGGACCGUGCUGGGCUACUUUGCCUUUGCAUAACAGGCAGUCCUGGCCUUCUCCAGGCGUCUCCCUUGCCUUGUCCUCUCUGUCUUAGACAGAGCCUGGCCUACGACUUGCACGGCCAUGUCAUCUCAAGCGCAGUGCUCUGUAGUCUUCCUGCUGUGCCUUGUAACUGGAAUUACUGUAGGCGCUAGAAGUCCUGGUGGUCAAGGAGUAAGUGGAAGGAGACUCCUGUACUUUGGAAAAUGGUCCUCAUCCUGACCUGCACCCUGGAGUCCCUUGUCUAUUUCUUGGAGGCUUCUGUUAGAAUCCAUCACUGGUUGGAGUUUCUAUCUGGGUAUGAAGGGGGAUUUGAAUGUUGUGGGGCGAAGUGGAAUAGAUACAAUAUUUACUAUCUGGAGUAGCCUGAGAAGUUGGCGUAGAUCACUGUCCAUCUCCAGUGGGUCACCUGUGCCUCAAUUUUGCCUGUGUGGUGAAGUCGGAACUGGAUCCGGAAAGAUAUGGGGGAUGCUUCAUAUAUCUGGUGCUCUAUUGUCAGCCACGUGAACCAGAUCCUGGCCGUCCCAGCUACAGUUCACACUUCUGCUGUCACUGCCUGUGCGCAACCAGUGUACUCUGUGCCGAGGGAUCGGAAGUGACGACUGUGUGAUGUCUCCCACCCUCUGCACUCCCAACAGAACAGCAUAAGGUGCUGUCAGUCUGCUUUUUUCUCCAAGACAGCCACCUUGUGGAUGCUGUUACACAGUGAGACUAGCUGACGACAGAGUUGAGGGCCUUGUUUCUUAUUCUGGGUUUUGGGUGGCUGACUUGUUCUUGCUGUGUAGCCAGAAUGCCUCUGUAUGUCCCUGUCUUUGGCCAUCUCUUUCUGAGAAUAAAGUGAUGGAUCCUCCAGCCA
Molecule: messenger RNA, 4064 nt
Organism: Chinchilla lanigera (long-tailed chinchilla)
Lineage: Eukaryota; Metazoa; Chordata; Mammalia; Rodentia; Chinchillidae
Gene: Tatdn2
Product: TatD DNase domain containing 2
Molecular function (GO): hydrolase activity, acting on ester bonds
Source: RefSeq, a predicted model, not a curated record